AUGCCCAAGCAGGUGACGGACAUUAAGAACUUCCUGGCGAUUGCUCGUCGCCCUGACGCUAAGGCGGCGCGCGUGAAGAAGACUGUGCUUGCUAACCGCAACGUGCAGACUAAGUUCAAGCUGCGCUGCUCGCGUUACCUCUACACCCUCGUUGUUGACGACGCCGAGAAGGCUGAGAAGCUGAAGCAGUCGCUCCCUCCGGGUCUUGACGUGAAGGAGAUCGGCGCUAAGAAGCUGAAGUAA
This is a messenger RNA of Malassezia pachydermatis, 243 nucleotides long. Its product is annotated as 60s ribosomal protein l38. The transcript is spliced from 3 exons. Gene Ontology annotation, cellular component: ribosome; cytosolic large ribosomal subunit. NCBI's taxonomy places the organism in Eukaryota, Fungi, Basidiomycota, Malasseziomycetes, Malasseziales, Malasseziaceae. Gene Ontology annotation, biological process: protein-RNA complex assembly; translation. The coding region runs from base 1 to 243 and encodes 80 amino acids. The record is from RefSeq and is a predicted model, not a curated record. Gene Ontology annotation, molecular function: structural constituent of ribosome.